This is a messenger RNA of Benincasa hispida (wax gourd), 1903 nucleotides long. NCBI's taxonomy places the organism in Eukaryota, Viridiplantae, Streptophyta, Magnoliopsida, Cucurbitales, Cucurbitaceae. The record is from RefSeq and is a predicted model, not a curated record.
AAUGUAGAGUUUUCAUCAUCUAAUCAAGAGAAAUCAUACGACUUAUAAAUGGGUGGAAGUUGAAAAUGGAAAUAUUGCAGAUAUAGGACUGGCGUUUGCACAUACUAUGCAUCCUGCGAAACUGUCAUUCUUCAACCAAUCAAAAGGUUGUUGCCUGUGCAAAGCACUUUGUUGGAGAUGGUGGUACAACUAAUGGCAUCGAUGAGAGCAAUACAGUUAUUGACAAGCAUGGACUGCUCAGCAUUCACAUGCCUGCCUACAUUGAUUCGAUCUUCAAGGGCAUUUCAACGGUAAUGGUUUCCUAUUCUAGUUGGAAUGGAGUGAAGAUGCAUGCAAACCGUGAGCUGAUAACUGGCUUCCUCAAGGGCACCCUUAAAUUUAAGGGUUUUAUCAUCUCAGAUUGGGAGGGUCUAGACAGAAUUACUUCUCCACCACAUUCCAAUUACACGUACUCUGUUCAAGCGGCAAUUUUAGCUGGCAUUGACAUGGUCAUGAUUCCUUACAAGUAUUUAGAGUUCAUUGAUGAUCUUAAGUAUAUAGUGAAGAGCAAUGUCAUCCCAAUGGAUCGUAUUGAUGAUGCUGUUGAGAGAAUUUUAUCAGUCAAGUUCACAAUGGGUCUUUUUGAGAGCCCCCUGGGCGAUUACAGCCUUGUCAAUGAGCUUGGGAGUCAGGCACAUAGAGACUUGGCAAGAGAUGCAGUCAGGCAGUCACUCGUACUGCUAAAGAAUGGGAAAACUGAUAGCCAUCCGGUGCUACCCCUUCCGAAGAAGGCCCCAAAGAUCCUCGUUGCUGGUACUCAUGCUGAUAAUUUAGGAUAUCAAUGUGGUGGAUGGACAAUUGGACCACAAGGUUUCAGUGGCAACAACGGUAUAAGGGGAACUAGCAUCCUUGCAGCCAUCAAAUCAACUGUUGAUCCAAGCACAGAGGUUGUGUUCCGUGAGGAUCCUGACAGUAACUUUGUUAAAUCUAAUGGCUUCUCAUAUGCCAUUGUUGUUGUUGGUGAAACCCCGUAUGCCGAGAUUGAAGGGGAUAGUAAAACGCUUACCAUGUUGGAUCCUGGUCCGAGCAUCAUAAAAAACGUUUGUGGUUCUGUAAAGUGUGUGGUGAUUGUCAUUUCUGGAAGGCCAAUAGUGAUCGAACCAUACAUUUCAUCAAUGGAUGCUCUGGUCGCAGCUUGGUUACCUGGCACUGAAGGCCUAGGAGUCACUGAUGUCCUUUAUGGAGACCAUGAGUUCAGUGGGAAACUUCCAAGAACAUGGUUCAAAUCUGUGGAUCAACUGCCAAUGAAUGUUGGAGAUCCACACUAUGAUCCCCUUUUUCCUUUUGGUUUCAGACUCACAACUGGUUCGGUUAAAGACCUUGCCGCAAAGUCAACAUCAGCAGGAGUUAGUGGAACAUCAUCCUUUGUUGCAACAAUCAUUGCUACAAUCGCCAUUUGUAUAUUGCAGGUACACUUCUAGUUCUUACCAACAGUCAGCCAUGUGCAUCAGUUUGUUCUAUACUUCAGUCAUGGUUUUAGGAAAAUUGAAGAGGUCAAGAAAUCAGCCUCAAAUGCUUGGCCAUUUAUUUAGUAACCAUGAUUCUUUGGAUUGUAAUAGUUAAAGUUAUAGGUGUCACAAAUGUUCUCCUAAGGUGAUGGCUGCAAGUGGCAAGUGUAUAAUAUCUAAAUAAGUAAUACAAAGGAAAUAUUCAAAGUUCACCUCCACGGGAACUAUGUAUGAGAACGUUCAGUGAAAUCUAUAGUCAAUUUGUAACUAGGAGUCACAAAGUGAAAAGUUAGGAAUGAUGUGGGUGUAAAUAUUAGGAUGGAUGUAUUACAUCUAUUGUGCAAACAUCUAUUGUGUUUACAACAUUGUGGGUGUAAAUAUUAGGAUGGAUGUAAUACAUCUAUUGUGUCACAGAU